Molecule: messenger RNA, 2123 nt
Organism: Ricinus communis (castor bean)
Lineage: Eukaryota; Viridiplantae; Streptophyta; Magnoliopsida; Malpighiales; Euphorbiaceae
Exons: 7
Coding region: 733-1710 (325 amino acids)
Source: RefSeq, a predicted model, not a curated record
AAAGUAGAAAAAUAAAAUAAAAUGACAUCUCUGUCUGAACACGCGGCGAAGCGAAAGCCUAAGCCCCCGACACCACUGAUCGCGUUUGUGGACUCUCUCUGUUUUGGUUUUCUUUAACUGCAUAUUUUCUGUCUAAUAAUUCUAAUACUAAAUGGUUACCUGUCUGAAGCCCAAAGAACAAAGAAAAAGAAGAAAAAAGCAUAUAAUACACAUAAGAAAGAAAGAAAGUAGAUGCUGGCUAGUAGCAGUAGCAGUAGCAGAGAGAUGGAUCAUUUAAUAAGAAGAGAAAGCGAAGCGUGAAGGUGCGUGGGUUCUCUCAGUUUAUCUUCCAUUGUUCCUCUUUCUCUGAAUGAAAGAAAGAAAGAAAGAAAGGAUAAAAUCCUCCUGUUUUCUCGUUUGUUUGGCCUGGUAUUGAUUUGCUGAAUGCGAAAUUGGAAACAAGAUUUGGCUAUUGUUUCAAGCUUCCAUGUUUCGGCAUAUGUAUGUAAUUAAAUGUUCGUAUGAAGACGGAAAGUUAUCAGUGGGCAUUGGUCAAAAAUAGAAUGUUUUCUUUGCAAGGGAAUCUGAAUCUUCGGGGGAGUGUGAUUUGGUUUGAUUGAGCUGCCUGCAUAUACCAUAAAUAUAUAAAAUAUAGGUAAAAGGGUGAGUCUGUAGCGAGUAAAGUAAGCGAGUGUGUGAGUUUAUAAUCAUAAUUUAGAAAAGAGGCUCCUUAUUUGCUCAAGGCCGGCCAAUAUGUCAACAUGGUCUCCGUCUUUGCUUUCAACAAGGAAGCACUCAAAUCUCGAAAGCUUUCUUCAUUGCGCAACUCCGUUUGUUCCUUCCAGAUUCCUUCCUCAGAGCUGUAUCAGUGAUCUAAACAGCUUAUGGCAGCCACCCGGUAAUAAGGACGUAGUUGAGUAUUUCACUUUGGGAGAUUUAUGGAAUUGCUAUAAUGAAUGGAGUGCAUAUGGUGCUGGCACCAAAGUACUCUUGCAAAACGGCGAGAGCAUUAUGCAAUAUUAUGUGCCUUAUCUAUCGGCCAUUCAAAUCUAUAGUAAUAAGUCAGCUGGGGCUUCCAGGAAUCUGAAUCAUGGAGAACACGGUGAUGCAGUAGAAAUUGAAAGCGAUUCUUGGAGUGACGACAGCACGAGUGAUAAAUUGUCAAGAUCUCUAAGCAACAACUCCAGCCGUACUUGGGAUACCAUUUCCGAGGAUUCAAGCUUUGACAAUGAAGGUUCUUUGCCUACAAAGAAUAGGCUUGGCUAUCUUUACCUACAAUACUUUGAGAUAUCUUCACCUUGCUGGAGAAUUCCACUGGUGGAGAAGAUAACUGAAUUAUCCAGAAAUCAUCCGGGACUGAUGACGCUCAAGAAUGUUGAUCUUUCUCCAGCGAGUUGGAUGGCUGUUGCUUGGUACCCUAUUUAUCAAAUUCCCUCUCGAAGAAAUGAGAAGGACUUGUCAACAUGUUUCCUCACUUAUCAUACAUUAUCAUCUUCUUUCCAAGAUUGUGGGAAUGAACAGGACGAACCAAAAACAAAGGACAGUGGUGGAAUUCUCCUUCAUCCAUUUGGGAUGGCUACGUACAAGAUGCAAGGAGAUCUUUGGGUAAAUCCAGAGACGUCUGACCAUGAAAGAAUAAACUGUCUUUGUAGUGCUGCAGAUUCCUGGCUGAAGCAGCUCGACAUCCACCACCAUGAUUAUAACUUUUUUACCUAUCACUCUACAAUGUAAAUUAGUGUGCACUCUUAACUUGUUUCUUCUCGUCUUUUCUGUAGUGGAUCCAAGUUUCCUCUUUACAGUUCUGAGCACAUUCAGAAACUGAGGCUCGAUGUCUAACCUGGAGUUUAUGUAUAUAGUAUAGCCAUGAGACAGAUGAGGAUAUUUGUACCCGAUCCUGAGGAUUUAACCCUGUGUCUAGUGUCUAAGCAAUGGCUUGGUCCGGAUGUUUUUGUGAGAGGUUUUUUUUUUUUUCUAUAUCUUCCUUAGGGACUUCAGGGAAGAGGGGGAAAAUAGUUUUUGUUUUUGUUUUUUCAUGUACCUAUUGCUUGGGUUCCCUAGUGUAUCAGACGGAAAUGACAUGUCUCUUAUUACUCUCAGUAGUAGGACCAGUGAAUGGAAUGUUUAUUUUCAAGUCUAACAUAAAA